Molecule: messenger RNA, 2947 nt
Organism: Microdochium trichocladiopsis
Lineage: Eukaryota; Fungi; Ascomycota; Sordariomycetes; Xylariales; Microdochiaceae
Exons: 3
Coding region: 1-2838 (945 amino acids)
Biological process (GO): regulation of DNA-templated transcription; DNA-templated transcription
Molecular function (GO): DNA binding; zinc ion binding; DNA-binding transcription factor activity, RNA polymerase II-specific
Source: RefSeq, a predicted model, not a curated record
AUGGACUUCACGUCACCGCGAAGAGUCUCCGUAGUGUCUGAGGCUCCGCAUCAUCCCGCCCCGACACGGCCCUACCAGAAGCCGAACCGGCUCAAUGUCGCGUGCACACAGUGCCGCCGGCGCAAAGUCCGCUGUGACGCCUCGCUGCCGAGAUGUCGACACUGCCGCCUCCGUGGAGAGAAGUGCGAGACACUCGAUCUGCGCGAGGCCACCAGGGGACUCACGAAUGACCAAGCUGCCGUGGUCGGCGAUAUAUCAGGUGACGGCUGCUCAGUACUUGCUGUGGUCACGGAUGGCCAGCCGCACCUGCGAUCGCGAAUACGUCAACGCUCGAGAUCGAACCGAGCUUCAAGCCAGGUAGCCGACCGAACAACACAGAACCGACCACUACCAGCUACCGAGAUGUUAGACAGUCAUGCCCGCAGAGAGUCGCCACCGGUAGAAGAUGUCUCCUGGGUGUCUCGGGCAUACCAGGCCAGCGCGGUCGAAAACCACCACGGCCAGAACAUCACCAACCACCACGAGGACGACGGCCCCACGGAAAAUGCCAACGGCAACAGCGUCACGAAUGCCGACGCAGCAGCAGCGACAACCACCACCCCGGACGUGGUGCUCAACACGGACGAGACGUCGUCGCGCACAAAGUUCCUCGGCGGGAGCAGUGUGCAGAGCUUGUGCAGCUUCGUGGACCUGCACCUCGCGGCGAUCGGGCUGGAGCCGAUCGGGGCGUGCUUCAACGACGGGAUGCGGCACAGCGAGGAGUUCCCCGUGCCGCUCUUCCUCCUGGGCGGUGCUGCUACAUCCGGCAUUACAUCUUCUUCUCUCCCGCCCCUGCCCCCACGCGGCGAGAUGGCCUUGUACACCAGCAUCUUCCUCAAGCGCCUGUGGCCGCUCAUUCCCGUGGUCGACCCGGCGUCCCUGGAAGCAGAUAUAAACACCUUCCUCGCCAUCCAGGAAGCGCAGGGAGGUGCGGCGGAGGCAGGCAUCCUCGCACACCUUGCCGCCGCACCCGCGCAGGUGGCGCCCGCCCUGGUCAUGGCGUACUCGGUCGUGUGCAUCGGCCACGAUGAGCUGCACGGCGGCGGCGGCGGCGUGGUGAUGGGGGCGACGACGACGGCCCAGAGCAGCAGCACGCGGUACCUCGGCGCCGCAUACGCACUGUACGCGCAGCUGGUGGGUUCGCCCUACGUGGCGAGCGUGCAGGCGCUUGUGCUGCUGGCUCUGGCGCUUCGGGGGCAGGUCAAGGAGGGCCAGGCGUGGCAGGUCCUGGGGCAGGCAGUGAGGAUCGCGCACUCGAUCGGGCUGCACAAGCGUGCCGAAGGGUUGCUGCUUGCGAGAAACAGGGAUGGGGGCGAGAGCAGGACCGGCGGCCGCGAGCAGGCCAAGAGCGCUCGCCGUCGUGGGGGAUCCGACGAGAACAUGACCGCGGGCCCGCCGGACAGCGUGGUCCUCCAAAGCAGGAUAUGGUGGUCGUGCUGUGCGCUCGAGCGGGUGAUGCAGCUCGAGAGCGGGCGGCCUUCUCAGCUGGGGGACACCGGCGACUGUUGCCUCCCCGGCUCGCUGGCGGUGAUGGCAAGUCUCGUGGGCGGGUUCUUCGCAUCGUGGUACGGGCUGACGGUCAUUAUGGGCCGCAUUGCGCAGGAGGUGUACGUCAAGAAACCUGCCACGCUGCUCGACCUGCUGCAGAAAGUCCAAGAGCUAGAUGGCACAUUGCUGCGCUGGGAAGCGUCGAGAUACCGCGAACGCGGCAAUGACUGCAGCCUGGAAAAUGAUGAUGAUGAUGAUGGUUAUCUGAGUAGCGUUUUGCUGCUACAGUACAACUUUGCACACAUCACACUGCUCCGGAUAUCGAUCAUGUUCCCGCCCAAGGUCUACCACGCGGAACUCUGCAAGUACCAGAGCCAGCUCACAUCCCACAACCGCCUGCGGAACGGCUCGCACUUCUGCAGCACGGCGGCCCGCGCGACCAUCACCGAGGCGCUACACCACGCGGACCACCGAAACACCACCAGCACAUCUUCUUCUCCGCUCUGCGCUGGCGGCUCCGCCGUCUGGCUGACCACAUCGCCGCUGUUUCUGUCUAUCAUCGUCCUUGCGCUCGGCAUCCUGCAGCAGCCGCAGCGCCGCAUGGCCAGCGCGGAUCUGGAGAUGCUGUCCCUCGGGACCGAGCUGUUCGAGACGACCCUGUCCCGUUGGAUGGGCAAUGUUGGCAGUGCCAGUAGUUGUGAUGGUGGUGACAGCGGGGCAAGGCCGGGUUUCUCGAGCAUCGGCAGGACUCUACACGCGAGAGUGGCGCUGUACUAUAAGCUGUUCCAGGAACGGAAUCUGGGAAAGACGAUGACGACGACGACGACCACCAGCGGCAUCGUGACCGAGAACACGGUCGCCAUUCCGGGCGUGCCCGCGCUUGCCGACACUACUCACGACGGGGUUUCGUCUCUCAUGCUGCUCGCAGACCUGUCGUCCUCGUCGUCGUCGGUACGAAACAGACGGCUGGAGCACCAGCAGCAGCACCUUCAUCACCAUCAUCAUCAGCAUGGGGGCUCGAUACGAGCCGAGCAAGCCAGGAACAACAACAACAACACCCUUGUCAGCGACAGCGCUUACACCUCAGCUCCUCAAGCCAGCGGCGCCCUGUCGACUCUGGGCGAGGUCACCAGCAUGACGACGACGACCCCUGCCGGCCAGCUGCAGCAGGCGCAGGUUGUCCACCAAGCAUCGACAGCCUGGCACUCCGCGACCACCACCACACCAUUUCAGGGCCUUGACUUUAACGACGUGUGGGACAUGCUUGGCUCGGAUUUACUCCUGGAUGAGCAUAGCAUCUCGUUUGCUUGAUGGGGAAUCUAUUUGGCAGCUUUUUUUCCCAACAAAUGAAGCGUUUCCAGUGCGCCCUCCCUAUUUGUCAACUGUAAAUCACGGGGAAGGGUAAAACCAUUCCCAAUUC